This is a messenger RNA of Sarcophilus harrisii (Tasmanian devil), 3984 nucleotides long. It is a transcript of the gene HHIP, whose product is annotated as hedgehog interacting protein. The coding region runs from base 674 to 2728 and encodes 684 amino acids. The record is from RefSeq and is a predicted model, not a curated record. NCBI's taxonomy places the organism in Eukaryota, Metazoa, Chordata, Mammalia, Dasyuromorphia, Dasyuridae. The transcript has 14 exons.
GCACCUCCCCGCGCGCUAGUUAAAAAGAAGAAGAAAAGAGGGAGCGAAACAUGAGAGCCGGUGUGAGGAGCUGCAGCCGCGGGCAGAGGAGAUCGCAGCAUCUUCUAGAUCCCAGCGCUGCCUCCGCCUCCGCCGCUGCUGCUGCUGCCUCCGGGGCCGUCGCUGCUGCUGCUGCUGCUGCUGUUGCUGCUGCUGCUGCUGCUGCUGCUGCUGCUGCUCCUCCAGUAUCACCUCCGCGACUCCCGUUACAUGGACAACAAGUGAACUGGCGCCGCUGCCCCCGCCGCUGCCCCCGCCGCCUCCUCCUGCUCUUUCUGCUCCUGCUCUUCCCCCCACUUCCAGCCUGCACCCGAAGCCCCCUAACUCAUUUGACACUGGCACUGCCACCACGGAGAGCGUCCCUGGCAGAAAUUAAACCCAUCCUCAGUCCCCGGGCUCCCCUAGGACGUUGGACCCUCUCUCUCGGCGCUUUUCUAAACUUGCUACAAAGUUGCUCGGGGGCCUCCUCCCCGCUGCCUCCCUUGGCCUUUUUGCCAUCCUUGCAGCCCCCGUCCCCCCAUCUCCUCCUCCGGGGGCUGUGUGGCAGGGCAGUGAGGAGAGCCAUCCUUUUUCUCCUCCACGCACGUCUCAAUCUCCUCCUCCUCCUCCUCCUGCUGCUGCUGCUGCUGGGCAGAUGAUGCUGAAGAUGUUGUCCUUUAAGUUGCUGCUGGUAGCGGUGGCUCUGGGCUUCUUCGAAGGGGAUGCUAAGUUUGGAGAAAGGAACGAAGGGACUGGUGCGCGGAGGAGAAGGUGUCUGAAUGGGAAUCCACCCAAGCGUCUGAAAAGGAGGGACAGGAGGAUGAUGUCCCAGUUGGACUCCCUAAGCGGGGCAGAAGCUGUCUGCGGUGCCUUCUACCCUCGGCUCUCCUGCUGUUCCAGGAUUGACAGUCAGUCUCUGCUGCACAUGGAGUCCAAGAUAUUUUCUGUUACCAACAACACAGAGUGUAUGAAACUCCUGGAGGAGAUCAGAUGUGCCCACUGCUCACCACAUUCUCAGAAUCUAUUCCAUUCACCUGAGAGAGGGGAAGCCUCUGAAAGAGAUCUAGCCUUGCCCUUGCUGUGCGAAGACUAUUGCAAAGAAUUCUAUUACACGUGUAGAGGCCACAUUCCAGGUUUCCUUCAAACAUCAGCUGAUGAGUUUUGCUUUUACUACGCAAGAAAAGAUGGUGGGUUGUGCUUUCCAGAUUUUCCAAGAAAACAAGUGAGAGGCCCAACAUCUAACUAUUUGGACCAGAUGGAAGAAUAUGACAAAGUGGACGAGAUCAGCAGAAAGCACAAACACAGCUGCUUCUGUGCCCAGGAAAUUGUGAGUGGGUUGAGGCAGCCCAUUGGAGCCCUGCACUGUGGAGAUGGGUCCCAUCGUCUCUUCAUCCUUGAGAAGGAAGGCUACGUGAAGAUAUUCACCCCAGAAGGAGAAAUUCUCAAGGAACCUUUUCUGGACAUACACAAACUUGUUCAGAGUGGAAUAAAGGGAGGAGAUGAAAGGGGGUUGCUAAGCCUUGCAUUCCAUCCCAAUUACAAGAAAAAUGGAAAGCUGUAUGUGUCUUACACCACCAACCAAGAGCGAUGGGCUAUGGGACCUCACGACCACAUCCUCAGGGUCGUGGAAUAUACAGUGUCCAGAAAAAAUCCCCAGCAAGUUGAUGUGAGAACAGCCCGCGUGUUCCUGGAGGUAGCUGAGUUGCACAGGAAGCAUCUAGGCGGACAGCUGUUGUUUGGCCCUGAUGGUUUUUUGUACAUUUUCCUUGGGGAUGGGAUGAUCACUUUGGAUGACAUGGAAGAAAUGGAUGGUUUAAGUGAUUUUACAGGUUCGGUGUUACGGCUGGAUGUCGACACUGACAUGUGCAAUGUGCCUUAUUCCAUACCGAAGAGCAAUCCACACUUUAACAGCACCAAUCAGCCCCCCGAAGUAUUUGCACAUGGGCUCCACAAUCCAGGCAGAUGUGCAGUGGAUCGACAUCCCACAGAUGUAAAUAUCAACUUAACAAUACUUUGCUCAGAUUCAAAUGGCAAGAACAGGUCAUCAGCAAGAAUCCUACAGAUUAUAAAAGGGAAAGACUAUGAAAGUGAGCCAUCACUCUUAGAAUUCAAGCCAUUCAGUAAUGGGCCCCUGGUUGGUGGAUUUGUUUACCGAGGUUGCCAGUCUGAAAGACUCUAUGGAAGUUAUGUGUUUGGAGACCGGAAUGGAAAUUUUCUAACUCUUCAGCAGAGCCCAGGAACCAAACAGUGGCAAGAAAAACCCCUGUGUCUCGGUAACGGAGGCUCUUGUAGAGGCUUUUUUUCAGGUCACAUCUUAGGAUUUGGAGAAGAUGAAUUAGGUGAAGUAUAUAUUUUAUCAAGUAGCAAAAGCAUGACCCAGACUCACAAUGGAAAACUUUAUAAGAUUGUGGACCCCAAAAGACCUUUAAUGCCUGAAGAAUGCAGACCCAUCAUUCAGCCCAUACAGCCCCUAACAUCGGAAUGUUCUCGACUUUGUAGAAAUGGCUACUGCACUCCUACGGGGCGAUGCUGCUGUAGUCUAGGUUGGGAGGGUGACUUCUGCAGAAUUGCAAAAUGUGAACCAGCCUGUCGCCACGGAGGAGUCUGCAUUAGACCAAAUAAGUGCCUAUGUAAAAAAGGGUACCUGGGACCCCAAUGUGAACAAGUGGAUAGAAACAUCCGCAGAGUUACCAGGGCAGACAUCACCUAGAUGAAACCGCUUUACCAUGUCCUGUAAAAUACUAAAGUUACAUUUUUCACCAACUUAAUUGGAAUGACGGGGAGUGAGAGAGCAAACACGCUCUUUAAUGUGCUGUGGAUCUAAGCUAGCCAUGUAUCCUUGGGUCAACAUGUAAUCAUUCAAGACGGGAUGAAAAAAAGCAAGAAAACAACCAGUCAUUAUAAAAUUCCAGCAUUAAACAUUUGUAAAGUGCUUUUCACCAUAGCAGGACUGCCCAGAUUGUAUGGGAUUAGAAUGGUGCCGAUUUCACACUGCAUGGAACUCUCCCGGAGAAGAGCUUGUCCUGAACCAAUCUUGGAAAGCUCUUAACAUAACGAAUUCUUGCCAAAUAGGACUUUUCAUGUAAGCGUCCCUCCAGAUGCCAUGGAAACCUUCACUUUGGUUAAUGUAUCAAUAAAUCUUCUGUAAAUGUAUUGUUCAGAUUUUUAAAGAAAUGAAAUACUCUAAUUUAAACCUGAGAAAGACAUCUUCUGACUGGUUGGCCUUUUCUUAAUGGUUUUAAGUGGCCAGUUUGCCACGUUUGGAUUGUAAUACUAGAUUAGGUUUCUUUGCACUACUGAAAAAAAAAUCUACUCAUGGUGAGCAUGCUCCCACCUUGGUGUUCCUAGAAACACCUGUUCCUUCCGAGUCCUGGGUACACUAUUGUAAAGUAGGCAAUGCAGACUGGCUUUUCAAAUGUGCUCCAUUUCUCACCUUUAGAAAAAUAAGCCUUGAUUGUGGAGUGAUGAAGGAAGAGGAGGGGAGAGUAUGAGGAACAGUAUCUUAGGAGGCGGUAUUUCUCUGUUGUUUUAAAGUGAAAGCUCUGUAAUUAAAGCCAGGGAGCAUUUGUAACUAGACCACAAUGCAAAAGGAUGCGUUAAGUCCACUGCAUUUGUCUUCCAUAUAUGAUUGCUUCAGUUUCCAGUGACCUCAUGGCAAAUGGAAAUUGGUUGAGAAAUCUUGGUCCAGUGCUUCGUGAACAAUACCCUGCAUUAAAAAGUGCAUGCAUAAUUUUGCACGAUUUAGAUUCAAUUGACAGUCUAUUCAAAGAAGUCUUGGGAUUAAAUGAGCAUGGAGACCAAAUUGCCCUCUUACCCCAGAAAAGGGGUGGUCCCUGCUAGUUCCACUAACACUCCAUUGGCCCAAUGGUGUGACAAAUCUUGCAAUGAACCCUGCAGCGGCUUGCAUCUGUAGGUUAAGAGCAGUCUUUUGUCUCCUUGCUUUCUCUUCCUAGCCCCAGUUCUAAA